Vespula pensylvanica (western yellowjacket) is the source of this 1852-nucleotide messenger RNA. RefSeq names its product odorant receptor 13a-like. Gene Ontology annotation, biological process: sensory perception of smell; detection of chemical stimulus involved in sensory perception of smell. Gene Ontology annotation, molecular function: nucleic acid binding; zinc ion binding; odorant binding. The record is from RefSeq and is a predicted model, not a curated record. Gene Ontology annotation, cellular component: plasma membrane. Bases 267 to 1535 code for a protein of 422 amino acids. Lineage: Eukaryota; Metazoa; Arthropoda; Insecta; Hymenoptera; Vespidae. The transcript is spliced from 2 exons.
CUAGUUAACGCGAUCAAGAAUAUCGUUCUCCGCGGCGCAAUCGACAAAUCUUAAUUGCAGUUUCCAUAGAUUCCAACCCAAAGGUGGAUUACCCGACAGGUUUUACCACUAAUCGACCCUCGUAAUCAGAGACACGAAAUCGGAAGUAAAUUGCGGUGCAGCCUAUUCAUUGAAGAAAAGGUAGGUGCCAUUUAACCGACUUGUCCACCCCGUUUGGCAUACCGAUAGAGGUGCCAGUCCCGUGCUAUUGGACUACAUACAACAGAAUGUCAAGCGACCGAACGAAUCAAAACCAACAACCCAAGCUAGCCGAUAAAAUAGAAACGCGCAGCGACGCGGAACUCGAGGAUAUUACUUUCAGACUCAGACAAAAGGAGCUAUUCCUACAAGAACGAGAACGGACUGUACGCGAACGCGAAGAAAUAUUACGAUCAGACACAGCUAAACCCGACCUCGCUACAUUAGAAACGUUGUUACGCGAAGUUGUUACGACGCGACACCAAACGGACGACGCGUUUUACGACUCGUUCGAAUCAUACAAUAUUUCCAUACGGGAAGCGAUUAACAUGGUGCCUCAGUACGAUGGUUACAAUAUCUCUAUCGGUACGUUCACGCGGGCAUGCAAACGAGCUCGCGAAUUAAUCCUUUUUAACGCGGAAGAAACGGCAACCCGGUUGAUCAUCAAGAAAUUACGUGGGCAAGUGUACUCGAUCGUAAAAGAUUACAAUAUAUACUCGAUCGAUAGGCUCUGCGAUAUAUUAUGGGAAAAUCUAUGUACGCAAUACAAAGUCGAGCUAAGUAGUAUCUAUAUGGAUCAAGAUGAACACAUUUUAGAAUUCAUAGAUAGAGUGAAAGAUCUUCGGCAAGUAAUCUGUAACGAAGAGCGAUACAAGUCGCACGAAUUAACGGAAGAAAAACGAAAAGAAAUCGAUGAGUUUAUAUUGAUUAGUUUCUGUCACGGCCUCCCGCUAGAAUACAGAUUAAAGAUAACUCCUGACACGUGUGAGGACCUUCUUGACGCCUUCGUCAAAGCACGCAAAUUCUACGCGGAGAUAGAAUUUGACAGAGUUCGAUACCAAGAGUAUCAGCAACCGCAAGAUUUCCGGGACAGACCGACGACCUCUAACUGCGAUAAAAUAGGAAUCAAAAAUAGAAACACGCGUGCGAUAAAUUCGAAUCCGGCACCGAAAUCGUGCACAUACUGCAACAAAUUAGGGCAUAAUAAAGACGAGUGUUACAAGCGUAAACGGAAACAGCAAAUUCGAAGCGAAGAGAGUCUUCGCAGGGAUUAUCCUUCCCCUCUUCCCGCUCCUCCACAUCGAUUCCAGUCCGAGCCACACGGUCCGAGAAAGGAAUGUAGAUAUUGCAAGAAUAUGGGUCAUACGAUAGAAGAGUGUAGAAAAAAAUUGUGGCAAGAUAAAAACUCGGGAAGUGCGAAUACCCCUCCGAGGAAAGACGCGACUUCGGAGGCGAACCAACAACAGCGUCCACCAAUAGCAACAGACGUCCAGUCGACGUCCGUACAAUCCACCUAAAUAAACAUCCGAGCACUUCUUCGGUCGUUAUCGCUUCAAAGAACUUCAAGCAAGAAACAACAUUCUUAGUAGACACGGGUUUCGAACCCAACAUUCUUCAAAUCAAUUUUUCAGGGCCGACGAUCAUUUGCCGUGCAACGAAAUAAACAAAAUUAAACUAAGCGGUAUCAUCAGAGAAACGAUAACGACUUAUAGUUCUUGUAUUAUCGACAUCUACGUAUAUCCCAUAGAAUUUCACGUAGUCCCGAACUCCUUCCCCAUCCCUCAUGGCGGUAUACUCUGAGCAGAUUUCUUCAGAGAUUCAGCAAAAAUUCAUU